This is a messenger RNA of Ctenopharyngodon idella (grass carp), 4664 nucleotides long. RefSeq names its product protocadherin 18b (gene pcdh18b). The transcript has 4 exons. Gene Ontology annotation, biological process: homophilic cell-cell adhesion. Gene Ontology annotation, cellular component: plasma membrane. The record is from RefSeq and is a predicted model, not a curated record. The coding region runs from base 590 to 4075 and encodes 1161 amino acids. Gene Ontology annotation, molecular function: calcium ion binding. NCBI's taxonomy places the organism in Eukaryota, Metazoa, Chordata, Actinopteri, Cypriniformes, Xenocyprididae.
AUGUAACCCAAAGUGUGCCGGGGUGACCCGAGAAACGUUGAUCUUGAAUAAAUGUGUCCUUUUUUCUAUUGUUAUGGCACACUUCUGAAACUGUCAUCCUCAUGGCGAGAUCUGCUUGCUAGCUCCACCUCAAUCACUGCUCUUUCUUUCCUUCAUUCUGCCUUUUCUUUUCUUUUCUUUUCUUUUCUUUUCUUUUCUUUUCUUUUCAGGGAUGUACAGCCGUGGGGCGAGGAGAGGAGGCUGGAGUUUGGAGAGGGUGGGGGCCACAGUCUGAGGUGGGCUGCAAGGGGCCAGUCAGUGUUCUCAGAGUCACAGACAGAGCACACACACACAAGGAGCUGCGCCUCCCACACACCCGCGCACCAACUCACACACAGUCAGACGAAGAGGAAAGUGGAUGUGUGCAGGAGCAAUACCGCGUCUUGAUGCUUUCUCCGAGGCGCUGAAAACACACUGAGAGGGGAAGUGCUGGUUCCUCGACUCCACAUGCAUCUGAUCUGAGGAUUUAUCAUGCUUUAAUUUACACCGAACAACCGAGCAGCCAGUUUUCUCUGUGUGCGGAAUAAGUACUUUGCGCACGGCUUCAAAAAUGGGAACAACUAAAUAUCCCAGCGACAGGAAUGUACUGUUUUGCAAGAUGCUUCUGAAACUUAUACUUCUGGUGGUCGUGGCGCACAGUGCUUCGGGGAAGACUUUAAAAUACAAAGUUUUGGAGGAGCAGAGAGUUGGAACGGUGAUUGCCAGACUGAAAGAGGAUGUAGCCAGUAUAUUAUCCAAACUCCCGAGCUCCGUGUCACCGCGCUUCCGCGCGAUGCAGAGAGGCAGCACUCCUCUGCUCUCUGUGCGCGAGGAGGACGGAGAGAUCAGCAUCGCCACCAAAAUCGACCGCGAGAAGCUCUGCGAGAAAAACUUAAAUUGCACUAUCGAGUUCGACGUAAUUACGCUUCCCACGGAAUACCUCCAGUUGUUUCACAUUCAAGUGGAAGUGUUGGACAUCAACGACAACGCUCCGCAGUUCUCGCGCGCCAUAAUCCCCAUAGACAUAUCAGAGAGCGCGUCUGUGGGCACGCGCUUCCCUUUGGAUAGCGCGUUGGACCCGGAUGUCGGCGAAAACGCGCUACACACCUACUCGCUCACUCGGAAUAACUUUUUCAAAAUCGAUAUCAGGACGAGAACGGAUGGCGCAAAGUAUGCAGACCUUGUUGUGAUGAGAGAACUUGACAGGGAAACACAGUCCAGCUACCAACUACAACUCACAGCGUCAGACUCUGGCGUGCCGCCGAAAUCUGGCUCAACCCUGCUUAAAAUCAGCAUAUCUGAUUCCAACGAUAAUAGCCCGGUGUUUGACGAGCAGGCUUACGUGGUCAACCUCUUGGAAAAUUCAUCACUGGGGACGCUACUGGUGGACCUGAAUGCCACAGACCCAGAUGAAGGCAAUAAUGGCAAAAUAGUGUACUCUUUCAGCAGCCACGUGCCACCCAAAAUCCUAGAGACCUUUAAAAUGAAUCCAGAUAAUGGCCACAUCACUCUAAUUAAGAAAGUAGACUAUGAAACUACUUCCUCGUACGAAAUAGAUGUGCAGGCUCAGGAUAUGGGUCCCAACUCCAUUCCAGGCCACUGUAAGAUAAUCAUCAAAGUGGUCGAUGUCAACGACAACAAGCCAAAAAUCAACAUCAACCUUAUGACUCAGGGCAAAGAGGAGGUGGCCUACAUCUCUGAGGCCUCCCCCGUUGAUACCUUCAUCGCAUUAGUGCGCGUAGAUGACAGCGACUCAGGUCUAAAUGGUGAGGUUGUGUGCCGUCUUCAUGGCCACGGGCAUUUUCGCUUGCAGAAGACUUACGAGAACAACUACAUGAUUCUCACAAAUGUGACUCUGGACCGUGAGAAGCGCUCUGAAUAUAGCCUGACGGUGAUCGCGGAAGACCGUGGCUCGCCAAGCCUGUCCACCAUCAAACACUUCACAGUGCAGGUGCAGGAUGAAAACGACAACCCUCCUCGCUUCGAAAAGAGCCGGUAUGAAAUCUUCAAGUCUGAGAACAAUUCGCCCGGGGCAUACCUGACAUCGGUGGUGGCCACUGACCCAGAUUUGGGCUCUAAUGGUCAGGUGACCUAUUCAAUUGUAGAGAGCCAGGUCCAAGGUAGCUCUAUUUCAACCUAUGUGACCAUUGACCCAUCCAACGGGGCCGUGUAUGCGCUCCGAAGCUUUGAUCGGGAAGAAGUUGGCCGGCUUUCGUUCACCGUGCAGGCGCGGGAUGGCGGAGGCCCAGCUUCUCUGAGCAGCAAUGCCACUGUUUUGCUCACUGUACUAGAUGAAAACGACAACCCACCCAUCAUUGUUGCUCCACUACUAAUCAACCACACAGCUGAGGUGCCAUUAUGGCGGCACGCCGAGCCUGGUCAUCUGGUGACAAUCAUCAAGGCCACAGAUCGUGAUGCAGGGGCCAACAGCGAGUUGACUUGCUCCAUAGUUGGUGGUAAUGAUGAAGGACUCUUUGUUAUUGACCCACGCAGAUGUGAGUUACGAACCAACGGAAGCGUAGAGGCCUCUGGGCAUGAGGGAUUUGAUCUCACAAUCCUGGUACAAGACAGAGGAGCAUCAAUUCGACUCUCAGCAAGGGCAGUUCUGCACAUUAGCCUGCGGGACUAUCCAGAAAGCUACUCCCUGAACCCUUCAGACAUAAACAACCAAUCGACCCUAGAUGUGUCUAUGAUCAUCAUCAUCUCCCUCGGUGCCAUCUGUGGCGUACUUCUCAUUGUUAUGGUGAUGUUUGCAACCAGGUGCUCGAGAGAGCAGAAGGACCCAAGACACUCUUAUAACUGCAGAGUGGCUGAGUCCACCUACCAAAACCAUCCCAAAAAACCUGCCCGGCAGAUCCACAAGGGCGAUAUCACAUUGGUCCCCACGGUUAAUGGAACCCUGCCUGUGAGGGCCCAUCCUCGCUCCCCAUCAGCCUCACCUGCUCCAGAGAGUCGCCAGAGCCACCACAGCCGCCAAUCACUCAACAGCCUGGUCACCAUCUCCUCCAAUCACGUGCCAGAGAAUUUCGCCCUAGAGCUUGCUCAUGCCACACCACCUGUCGAGCAAGUCUCACAGCUUCUGUCCAUACUUCAUCAGGGCCAGUACCAACCCAGACCCAGUUUCCGUGGCAACAAAUACACCCGGAGCUACAGGUAUGCUUUGAAUGAGAUGGAUAAGUUCAGCCUGAAGGACAGUGGACGAGGGGAUAGUGAGGCAGGAGACAGUGAUUGUGAGAUGGGGAGGGAGUCUCCUCUACUUGGAGAAGGCUUCAGUGAGCUCUUCACUCCUGAUGGACACCACAGACUGCAUCCAACGAUGAAGCUGUGCACUGAAGAGUGUCGUGUCCUCGGUCACUCUGACCAGUGCUGGAUGCCUCCAUUGCCUUCCCCUGCCUCCUCUGAUUACCGUAGCAACCUCUACAUCCCUGGAGAAGAUCCCCAGCAGAAAGCCACCCCUGAAGCACCACAAUCUGGUGAGUCAACACUGAGGAAAAAGAGUUUCUCCACAUUCGGCAAGGAGAGCGAGGAGGGAGAGGGGGAGGCAGGUGAUGGGGAAGACCUGUGCGGAACAACUUCUCUGCUGUCUGAAAUGAACAGCGUGUUCCAGAGGCUCCUCCCCUCCUCGUUGGAUAAUUAUACAGAGACUAAUGAAACUGAAAAGGCAACAGCCUGUGCUGCAGGGGUAGGAUCAUUGGAAAGAAGGAAGGGCCACUUACCUGGUAAGCCAAGCCCUGCCACUUAUCAGCAGAAUGUGGCUGUUUGGGCCGCUAAUACACACUUCCAAAAUCCUGGACAUGGCCACGCCCCUACUAGUCACAUGACAGCCCUGGUGGCUCCGCUCCCCGCCCCUCUGCCAGCUCCCAUGGCAACAUCAGCGUCCUCUUCAAAAUGGCUCCCUGCAAUGGAAGAAAUUCCUGAGAAUCAUGAGGAAGACGAGUUAGAGUCUGUGCUCGGUCAUUUGCACGGAAAGCGCUGCGAUAGUCGCAGCGAAAUUAUGGACGCCAGCGAGCUGGUUGCCGAAAUCAACAAACUCCUUCAAGAUGUGAGGCAAAGCUAAAGACUAAACUCUGUCUCUCGCUCUCUACAAUAAAAUAAAACAUUUUUUAUAUGAGAAAAAAAAAAAAGAAAAACACAGAGACCUGCAAUUGUCGUUAAAGUUGCAUUUCUGGAUGUAAUGUGUUUUGUGAACGCUAAUUAUCCAAAUAAUGUUUGUAUUUUCUGGUUUUUGGCCACAGUGUACACAAUGUGAGUGUAUUUAUCUUUGUAUUUUAAAAAUACAAUUUGUAGUCUUUAUAUUUAUAUGUGUGUAUAUACCUAAGUUAAAAAAUGUAUAUAAAAGCUAUCAGAUUUCUAUUUUUAUAUAUGCAUGUUGAAAAAAUAAUCAAGAUCAACAUGCCUUGGUGUAAAUAUUCGUAUUUAUUAAAAAAGUUUUCUUUUCUUUCUUUUUUCAGUGGUAUUGUUAUAUAUGAGCAUAAUAUAAGUACAUGAAUAUUAUUGAGUAUGUGUUAUUUGGUGGGGUGGGAAAGGUACUGAAAGCAUGUUUUAGGGGUGGGAGUGGUAUUUAUAAUGGUGUAUACUUUGUGCCAACUUCUGUUUUACAUUAAACAAAUGACAAAAUAAAGAGAUAUGAAGAUAUGUCAAACAUU